GGGACACACCGGGGACACAGGGACACACCGGGACAUUGGGCCACGGCGGCCCCGUCCCGCCCCGCCGCCAUGGAGCACGGCCAGCAGCAGCAGCAGCAGGAGGCGGAGGAGCGCGUUCAGGACACGGAGCCGUGGUUCCAGCUGGCAGCGGCGGCGGAGAGCGGCUGUUCCAGCGCUGCCCUGCGCACAGAGCCGGGCCCGAGCUGCGCCUCCAGGGACCUGUGGGAGUUCCCCGCGCUGGAGGAAGGGCUGCUGCCCUCGGCGGAGGCGUCUCCUGGAGCUCCAGCCCCCGUGUCCCCGCUGGAUAUCCAGGACAGCAGAUUCUCCCCCUGCCUGCCCCUGCUGCUGAGCCCAGGCCGGGCUGAGACGUUCCUGCAGGAAUCCCAGCUGGAUUUCCUCCCCUUGAGAGGAGUCCCGGAUGUGUCUGGAGCGUCCCUGGGGCACCCGGAGCCUCCCCACGUCCAUGGAGGAGCAGCCCCGAGGGGCCCAGCCCUUCCCUCUUCAUCCCGGCUCUCCCAACGCUCCGUGUGCGGGCAGCGCCCUGGGGACGGGGACACCGGGGACAUCGGGGACACCGGGGACAUCAGGGACAUCGGAGACUCCAGGGACAUCAGGGACACCAGGAACUCUGGCGACAUCAGGGACACCGGGGACACCAGGGACAUCGAGAACAUCAGGAACAUCAGGAACAUCAGGGACUCCAGGGACACCGGCGACAUCGGGAACAUCAGGGACAUCGGGGACACCAGGGACAUCGGGGACACCGGGAACAUCAGGGACAUCGGGGACACCGGCGACAUCAGGGACUCCAGGGACAUCGGGGACAUCAGGGACAUCGGGGACACCAGUGAUGCCAGGGACUCCAGGGACACUGGGGACAUCAGGAACACCAGGGACUCCAGGAACACCAGGGACACCAGGGACAUCAGGGACAUCGGAGACUCCAGGGACAUCAGGGACACCAGGGACUCUGGCGACAUCAGGGACACCGGGGACAUCAGGGACGGUGGCCCCGAGCAGGAGGCACCAGGAGCCCCGAGCAGGGGAGAGCCAGCAGAGCCAGCUCCAGAGGAGGGGCUGGGAAAGGGGCUGGAGCAGCCCUGGAGCACUGCUGGGAACGAUGGACACCCCAGUGGACACUGCGGUGGACAACACAGUGGACACCCCGGUAAACAUCCCAGUGGACACUGCGGUGGACAACACAGUGGACACCCCGGUGAACAUCCCAGUGGACACUCCAGUGGACAUCCUAGUGGACAAUCCAGUGGACAUUCCUCUGGACACCCCAGUGGACAUCCUAGUGGACAAUCCAGUGGAUACCCCAGUGGACACCCCUCUGGACACCCCAGUGGACAAUCCAGCGGAUACCCCAGUGGACAGUCCAAUGGACGUUCCUCUGGACACUCCAAUGGACACCCCUCUGGACAUCCCAGUGGACAUCCCAGCGGACACCCCUCUGGACACUCCAAUGGACACUCGAAUGCACACCCCUUUGGACACCCCUCUGGACACCCCUCUGGACACUCGAAUGCACACCCCUCUGGACACCCCUCCCAGGACGCUGGUGGCCCAGCGGCUGGCUCUGAGCCGGCAGAGAGGGACAAGGAGUCCCCAGGGCGGGAGGAAUCCUCAUCCUCGGGGGGCUCCUAUAAAACCGCGCUGACCAAACUGUCGGAGCCGAGCGAGAGGGGGGCGCAGCCGGAGCGGCUGGGAGCGCUCGGGAGCGGAGCAGGAGCCCUGGAGAAGCAGGAGGAAGGAAGGAAGGUGCCGGAGCUGUCGGAUGGUUUCUCUGGCGGCGUGAGGAGAGGGGACUCCGAGUGUGCUCGGGGUGUUCUCCGUGCAGCAGCAGCAGCUGAGGCGGGCGGAGGACGGCUGGGGCAGCGUGGGGUGGAGCUGAGCGCCUCGGAGGAACCCACGGAGGAGCUGCAGGGAGCGCCGCUGCCAUCGGGGACGCGGGGCGGGGAGCGGCCGGUCCCCGCUGUGCCACCCAGCCAGCCCCAGGGCGCUGCCGUGGCCGCUGCCCCGCGCCCUGGGCGCUCCCCGGCGGGGAGCAGGGAGGAGCUGACCGCCUCCGAGUGCUCCAUAGAGGGGGGACACAAGGUGACGGAGAUCUCCCCUUCCUUCGCUCUGGGGGCUGAGGGCUCCUUCUCCCUGCUCCUGCCUCGUCCCAACUUCCAGUCCACGCCGGGGCUGUUCCUCAAGAGAAGCGCUGCGGCGGAGGGAGCCGGGCUCCUGGCGAUCCCCUCGGACCUGCAGGCCUCUCCUUCUCCCGGCUCUUCCGACGGAGGAGCGUCCCCUGGCCCUGGAUCCCCGGGGGAGCAGCGUCCCCAGAGCGCUGUGCCGGAGAGCCAGGAUCACCGGGAGGCCCCGAGGCCGGGAUCCCCGGGCCCUGGCAGGAUCCAGUCCUUCCCAUCGCUGGGGUUCCUGGAGAAGGUGGGCGCCUGGCACGUGUGCCAGCCGGAGCAGGGCCCCGGUGCUGCCAGCUCGGGGGUGCCGGCUGGAUGUCCUCCCGCCAGGAGCGCCUCCAGCGCACCUCCCGGGGCCUCCAGCCGUGUUUUAUCCGCGCAGGAGAGCCGUGGGGAUGCCGGGGACCGUGCUGCUCCUUGCUCCGGGGAGCCAGGCUCUCGGGGGGAGAGCUGGCGUUUCCCCCCCAAAGCCCAGAGGCGCCUGGCGCCGGCUCUGAGCAGGGCGAGGUCCGAGCGCGCCGUCAGCGCCUGCGGCGGGAGCGGAGCCCUGGCUGGGGCCAGCGCAGCAGAACUCUGCCCCGGGCUCCUGCAGCCCCCGGGGGAUGCGAGCCCUGCUCUGCCAGCCCCUGCUGCCCCUGGAGCUCGGGGCGGAGGUGUGGGCGCCGGGGCGCGGCGAAGCUCGGCGCCGGCUGUGUUCGUGUGCGGCCUCGCUCGGCUCCUUCGGGAGGACGAUGGUGAGGAGAAGGACAGUCAGUCCCUCAGCCCCACUGUUCCCGCCGCUCACGAGAUCGUGGACCGCUUUGGGGCUGUUUCCUCGGAGAGUUUGAGUUUUCCUGCUGGUUCUGGGGAGCCUCGGGGCGCCCUGGUGGUGCCCAGGCACUGCCCCGGUGCAGGAGGGGACAGCUCCAUCCCCCCUGGAGCAGCCCUGGAGACCCCCAAGAAAGAGGAGCUCAACAUUGAGGAAAGGAUCCCGAUCUACCUGCGGAACCUGGGCAUCGAGCAGUCCCCUGGCACCAUCCUGGCACCCUUCGUGCCGCGGGGGCCCCUGCGGGAGCUGGAGUUCUCCCCGUGGGCGCUCAGGACGCUGCGGCGUGCCGCGGACGCGCCGGCCGGGCUGUCCCCACGGGCACAGGGUGCCUUGCUGCCAGCCUUUGAGAUGUCACAGGCGAGCUUUGGCUCCGACGUGUCCCCGCUGAGCGCGUCCCCUGUCCCUGUGGGGUCCCCUGGGGGCUCUGGGGCUGACCUGGGUGUGCUGUCCCCUGUCCCUGUGGGGUCCCCUGUGGGUCUUGGGGCUGCCCCAGGUGUGCUGUCCCCUGUGGGUCCUGGAGAUGACCUGGGUGUGCUGUCCCCUGUCCCUGUGGGGUCCCCUGGGGGUCCCAGGGAUGACCCGGGUGUGCUGUCCCCUGUCCCUGUGGGGUCCCCUGGGGGUUCUGGGGAUGACUUGGGUGUGCUGUCCCCUGUCCCUGUGGGGUCCCCUGUAGGCUCCCAGGCUGGCUCAGGGGUUCUGUCCCCCUUGGGGCUGUGUCCCAGCUCCCCCCAGCUCUCGGGGGUUCUGUCCCCCCUGGGGCUGUGUCCCAGCUCCCCCCAGCUCUCGGGGGUUCUGUCCCCCCUGGGGCUGUGUCCCAGCUCCCCCCAGCUCUCGGGGGUUCUGUCCCCCCUGGGGCUGUGUCCCAGCUCCCCCCAGGUCCCUGCAGAGCCCCCAUCCAGCCAGGGCAGGGUGCCGGGGCCCCGGCUGCAGGGUGCUGCCCCAGCCCGGGGGGCAGAGGGGUCCCCUGGAGCUGCUGGAGCAGAGCAGGACCUGCCCGGCUGCUCCUCGGGCAGGGAGAGCCCCGGGGCUGGGGGCGGGGGUGCUGGGGCCCCCCUCUCCGGGCAGGCCGGGGGCAGCCGGGGCAGCAGCCCGCGGGGAUGGGCUUUGCGUGCGGCUGGGGCCGAGCUGGGGUCGGACGGGGCGCCCCAGAGCCCGACUGCGGGGAGUGGCGGCAGCCGGCGGCAGGAGGGGGCUCUGGGGGGCUCGGGCGCCCUGCAGGAGCUCCGGGAGCUGCUGGCACAGGCGGAGGGUCUCACUGCCGGCCGGGGCCGCCCUGCCUUCCCCACAGCCUGCUGCGGAGAAAGCGGGGAAUCGCCCCGGGGGCUGCCCGGGGAGGAGCAGGAGGAUCCCAGGGACUCCGGGCUGGGGAAGGGCCGGGUCCCUGAGCGCCUGUCGUGGGAUGAGGCCGCGGCCCAGAGAGCUGUGAGGGGCCAGGGGCUGGUGGAACAUCCCACGGGUGUCGGUGUGCAGCCGCGGGCAGGGAGAUCCACGGCCCAGGGGGCUGUGAGGGGCCAGGGGCUGGUGGAACAUCCCACGGGUGUCGGUGUGCAGCCGCGGGCAGGGAGAUCCACGGCCCAGGGGGCUGUGAGGGGCCAGGGGCUGGUGGAACAUCCCACGGGUGUCGGUGUGCAGCCGCGGGCAGGGAGAUCCACGGCCCAGGGGGCUGUGAGGGGCCAGGGGCUGGUGGAACAUCCCACGGGUGUCACUGUGCAGCCGCGGGCAGGGAGAUCCACGGGCAGGUGGGAGCCGGAGGGGUGCAGCAGCGUCCCCGCCGAUGGGAACCGGGCCGGCAGCGAGCUGAGUGCCGGGACAGCCCCGGGGCAGGGCCGUCCUCUCCCCCCAGAACCCCUGGGCACUGUGCCCCCCAUCCUGGGCUCCUGGUCCUGGGCUGGACGGGCGGCAGGGACACGGGGCAGCGAUGACAGCGAGGAUUCCCUCGGCGCCCACAACAGGGCCGGCAGCGAGCUCAGUGCCGGGACAGCCCCGGGGCAGGGCCGUCCUCUCCUCCCGGAGCCCCUGGGCACUGUGCCCCCCAUCCUGGGCUCCUGGUCCUGGGCUGGACGGGUGGCAGGGACACGGGGCAGCAAUGACAGCGGUGGUGAGGAUUCCCUCAGCGCCCACAGCCGGGCCGGCAGUGAGCUCAGUGCCGGGACAGCCCCGGGGCAGGGCCAUCCUCUCCCCGCGGAGCCCCUGGGCACCGGGACAGCCCCGGGGCAGGGCCGUCCUUCACCCCCUGAGCCCCUGGGCACCGUGCCCCCCAUCCUGGGCUCCUGGUCCCGGGCUGGACGGGCAGCAGGGACACGGGGCAGCAAUGACAGCAGUGGUGAGGAUUCCCUCAGCGCCCACAGCCAGGCCGGCAGCGAGCCGAGCGCCGGGGCAGACCCGGGGCAGGGCCGUCCUCUCCCCCCGGAGCCCCUGGGCACCGGGACAGCCCCGGGGCAGGGCCGUCCUUCGCCCCCGGAGCCCCUGGGCACCGUGCCCCCCAUCCUGGGCUCCUGGUCCCGGGCUGGACGGGCGGCAGGGACACGGGGCAGCGAUGACAGCGAGGAUUCCCUCGGCGCCCGCGUCAGGAGCCUGCUGGGGAAGCCUGGCAGUGCCACAGGAGCGCCCCAGAGGAGCCUGCCCAGGGCUGCCGGGGCGUGGGCAGGCAGCAGCAGCAGCAGCAGCGGGGACUCGCUGGCUGCCCGCGUCCGCGGCCUGCUGCGCGCCGGCACCGCUGGCAUCGAUGCCAACCGCGUCCUGAGGAGCGCAGAGGAGCAGGAGAGGAAGAUCCGAGCCUGGGUGAAGCUGAAGCUGGCCAGCCAGUCCCAGGAGUCUGGGCCGCUCUGGGAUGAAGAGAGCCAGCCCAGGAUGGAGGGAAUGAAGGCAGAGCUGCUCCCGAAGGCCAGGAAACCUGCACGGGCCAAGGAUCCGUGGCCCUGUGGUCUGGAAGCAGGUUCUGAGUUUCUGAGGAGGCAGGAGCAGGACCGGGAGCGUUGCCAGGCUCUCGGGGUUCCCAGGGGUGGGCACAGACACCUCUCCAGGCCUUGGGAGCUCUUCCAGCCCAGCUCCCCACCAGCUGCACCCUUCCCUAGAGCUGACCCCUGGCACUCCUCCCUGCUGCAGGACAGGCAGCUGAAACCCUGGAACACUGCUGAGCUGCAGGACAGGCAGCUGAAACCGUGGAACACUGCUGAGCUGCAGGACAGGCAGCUGGAGGCCUGGAACACUGCUGAGCUGCAGGACAGGCAGCUGAAGGCCUGGAACACUGCUGAGCUGCAGGACAGGCAGCUGAAGGCCUGGAACACUGCUGAGCUGCAGGACAGGCAGCUGAAGGCCUGGAACACUGCUGAGCUGCAGGACAGGCAGCUGAAACCAUGGAACACUGCUGAACUGCAGCCCUGGAGCACUGCUGAGCUGCAGGACAUGCUGCUGAAACCCCAGCACACUGCUGAGCUGCAGGACAUGCUGCUGAAACCAUGGAACACUGCUGAGCUGCAGCCCCAGAACACUGCUGAGCUGCAGCCCCAGAACGCUGCUGAGCUGCAGGACAGGCAGCUGAAACCAUGGAACACUGCUGAGCUGCAGGACAGGCAGCUGAAACCAUGGAAUACUGCUGAACUGCAGCCCUGGGACACUGCUGAGCUGCCGGACAGGCAGCUGAAACCAUGGAACACUGCUGAGCUGCAGCCCCAGAACGCUGCUGAGCUGCAGGACAGGCAGCUGAAACCAUGGAACACUGCUGAGCUGCAGCCCCAGAACGCUGCUGAGCUGCAGGACAGGCAGCUGAAACCAUGGAACACUGCUGAGCUGCAGCCUCAGAACACUGUUGAGCUGCAGGACAGGCAGCUGAAACCCUGGAACACUGCUGAGCUGCAGCCUCAGAACUCUGUUGAGCUGCAGGACAGGCAGCUGCAGCCCCAGAACGCUGCUGAGCUGCAGCCCCAGAACGCUGCUGAGCUGCAGCCCCAGAACGCUGCUGAGCUGCAGCCCCAGAACGCUGCUGAGCUGCAGGACGUGCAGCUGCAGCCCCAGACCGCUGCUGAGCCGCCGGCGUGCAGCCAGCACCCGGCCGUGGGACGCGGCAGUGCUGUGGCAGAGCUCCGUGCCCCGCUGGCGCGGGGUCCCGCCGCAGGGAGCUCUGCCCCGCGGUCCCUGGCAGCCACGCAGCCGGGGCAGGGCCGGGAGCGGCCGGACACCCUCGGCACCCUCUGCUGCCCGGGCUCCCCGGCACACGGCCCCGGCCUGGGCGGGACCCUGCCUGGGGAGGAGAGGCUGGGCACAGAGCCCUGGGCCAGCAGCCACAGCUGUCCCCACAGCCCCGGGCUGGGCCGUGCUGCCUGGGUUCCUCCUGUCCCUGCUGCAGCUGCUCGGGAAAGAGCCCAGGAGCCUGGGAACAUCCAGGCUGGGAGCAGAGAGAGGGCAGGGCAGCCUGCAGGGGACAGGGAGAGGGCAGGGCAGCCUGCAGGGGACACAUGGAGUGCCAGGGCCGGGGAGGGCGGCACAGGAGUGAGCCAGGGGCUCCAGCCGCUGAGAGAGAGCCCGGAACACGCUGGGAACAGCCAGAGGCUGAGGGCAGGGCAGCCGCAGUGUGUGCCUGCCGUGGCUGCAGGGGACACACGGGGUGCCAGGGCCGGGGAGGGUGGCACAGGAGUGAGCCAGGGGCUCCAGCCACUGAGAGAGAGCCCGGAACACGCUGGGAACAGAGAGAGGGCAGGGCAGCCUGCAGGGGACACACAGAGUGCCAGGGCCGGGGAGGAUGGCACAGGAGUGAGCCAGGGGCUCCAGCUGCCGAGUGACCCCCACAGCCUGGGCUCACCCCGGCAGGAGAAGCUCCCACCUGCCCACACCCGGCCGUGCCAGGGCUCCCGAGGCUCGGGUCCCGCUACACCCGUGCAUUUGCUGAGGGGCCCCGGCCAGGCGUUGGCAGAGGGGAGGAGAAGCCCCGAGGAGCCGCCUCUGGUUCCAGAAGAGGCUGUGAGGGAGCACAUGGGUCCGUGUCGCCCUGUGCCCGCAGAUGAGGCUUUAUCUGCCACCUCCAGGCCUCCCUCACCCCCAGUGAGGAAAUUCCUGAGCUGUGUGCACAUCACCCUCUCCUCCAGGGUCGGGCACCCCGAGCUGGGCCGUGCUGGGAGCGGGGUGGAGGUGAGGGACAAAGCUCCGGGGCAGGCUCGGGUAGUGACUCCAAAGGCAGCUCCAGCAGUCUCAGAGGAAGGUGUUGCUGAGUUCCCUGCUGCCCAGGGUGCUGCACAGGAGCCCGGCCCAGCCGUGCCAGCGGACCCCGGCCGGGCGCUUUCCCCCAGAGCCCGGCUGCAGAGGGGCUCGGGGGCUGGGGGCGCGCAGGGGACCCCAAAACCCGCCAGAAGCACUUCAGACGCCGCCACUCAGAUCACCACGGAGAGUCCCACCAAAGCCACCUUCUCAGCAGAGAUCUGCGUGCGUCCCCAGGAGGGGACAGCUGCUGCCCGGCGCCCGUCAGCCCCCAGCGCCCCUGGAGCUGCCGGCGUUACGGCUUCAUCCCACAGGGAGAUCCCCCCGUUCCCGAGGCAGCCUGCCCAGCCGCUGCUGCUGCCGUACAAGCCCUGGGGAAGCAGUGGCAUGUACUACGUGCCUCUCCAGAAACCAGGAGCCGCCCUGGCCCCAGAGGAGGGCGAGGCCAGCGCAGACAGCUCCCACUCAGGCUCAGAGGAUGCUCCUGCAGCGCUCCUGGCCCGAGGGCUGCCUGUGGGGGACGAUCCCCCUGCAGCCAGGGCAGCUGCCCAGCACGGAGGGACAGCCCACGGGGCUGGGCCUAAGCUGGCCUGGGCUGAGGAGCAGAGGACACCGCUGGAAUGGCCUUCAGAGCUCUCCCUCGGCUCCGGGCGUGUGAGUCCCGCCCGGCCGCCGCUGCCCGGCGCGAUGCCCGCGGGUGGCGGCCGCUGCCCGCGCCCCGGGGAGCUCCCCAGGGCCGGGGCUGGAGCCGGGCACGCCGCGCCCUCCUCGGGAGCCGCCGAGGCCGAUGCCAGCAGGAGCGAGGAGCCCGGCGCCGGGACGGAGCCGCCCCAGGGAGGCGAUGGAAGGGACCCAGCAAACCCCGGCGAGAGCGCGGGGAAAGCGCCGCGGCGGAGAGGCCACCCCGGGGGCAGCCUGGACGAGCUGUGGGCGAAGUUCCUGCAGCGCCAGAGGAGACAGCAGCAGCAGGACUCCCGCAGGAGCGGGCAGCCGUCCCUGGUGGAGCGCCUGGAGCGGCUGGCCAGGCUCCUGCAGAACCCCGUCAGGCACGCGCUGGCACCCGCAGCGCCUGGCGAGAGGCUUCCUGAGGAGGAGACCCGGGCGAGGGAGCGGCUGGAGAGGCGCCUGGCAGGAAAAGGGAGAUCCGGGAACAGCGUGGAGCCCCAGGGAGCGGAGGAGACGCGUGUGACCCUGGGCAGGGCCGGCCUGCGGGAGCCGGGACGCGACGGCAUCCCGCACCCGCGCGGGGUCCUGGAGCAGCCACCGCCACACCUGGAGAUCACGAGCGACAGCUCCUCGGAGACGAGGCCCAGCGAAGAGCCCAGCACCUGCAGCACCUGCAGCACCUCGGGGUGGGACACCCGCCCUGCCUCGGGGGACAGCAGCUCCCCGUCCCUGUCCACCAUCGACACGGCCAGGCUGCUCCGCGCCUUUGGGCGCCACAGGCUGGGGCUGUCCCCGCGGCUGGCACAGCUCUACGGUGCCAUCAGCCAGCAGAAGAGCCGCCUGGAGCAGUGGGAUGAGCAGUGGGAUGAGCAGAGCCGCCCGCAGCAGUGGGAUGAGCAGUGGGAUGAGCAGGGUGCCGGAGCUCUGGGAUGUCCCCAGGGCGCUGCCCAGAGCCCCGGGAAGGGGCAGCAGAGCCAGAUUCGCAGGGUCGCAAUUCGGGCGUUCACGUGUUCUGUUAUCCGAAGGAAAAUCCACACCCUGCGUCUGUGCAGUGCCUCUCCUGGAGCUGGGGUAGUUACAGGAAAUUUAAACCAAAAAUCCAGGUUUAUGAGGGUCACAAUUGCCUCCUUUUAGUACUGAAGUCAAGUU
Hirundo rustica (Barn swallow) is the source of this 9999-nucleotide messenger RNA. RefSeq names its product ALMS1 centrosome and basal body associated protein (gene ALMS1). The record is from RefSeq and is a predicted model, not a curated record. Gene Ontology annotation, cellular component: cytosol; centrosome; centriole. The coding region runs from base 70 to 9984 and encodes 3304 amino acids. Gene Ontology annotation, biological process: regulation of centriole replication. NCBI's taxonomy places the organism in Eukaryota, Metazoa, Chordata, Aves, Passeriformes, Hirundinidae. The transcript has 12 exons.